AUGGCUAGACUUGCAAACCGAGACUUUGAGAUCCUUGAAACCUCAGGCCAAAGGUAUCUAGAAUGGAGGGUGGAUGCAAAAGCUUACCUAAAGUCACUUAGCCUCGACCACACCAUUGUCGAAGGUGGUGCCCCUACCCCUUUGGAGCAAGCGAAAGCAUUGGUGUAUCUCAAACAUCAUAUACAUGAAGAACUCAAAUCUGAAUACAUCCUUGUGGAAGAUCCCAAAGAGUUAUGGGAUAACCUAAAGGAUAGAUUUGAGCAUUUGCAAAGAAUUAUCGCUCCAAGGGCCCAACAUGAAUGGUCAGUACUCAGGUUUCAGGACUUUGCAUCAGUACGCGAUACAAUUCUGCAGUACUUCGCAUCACCUCACAGCUUAAAGCUGUGCGGAGAACCUGUGUCUGAACGAGCCAUGAUUGAGAAAACUCUCUCUACUAUGCAUGCCAAUAAUGUUGUUCAGCAAGAACAAUAUCGUGAAAGGCGUUGCGAAAAGUUCUGCGACCUAAUUGCCAUCCUUUUGGUUGCAGAACAGAACAAUCAAAUCCUCCUCUCAAUUCAUAAUCAAAGGCCAGCAGGUACCAGCGCAGCAGCAGUUGAAACAAAUGCCACUAGAGGUGGUAAGCGCUGGAAUAAGCGGGGAGGCAACUCAAACUGGAAUGGCCAGUUCAAAAAUAAGGGUAAUGGGAAAGAAAUGACAAUGGAAGUGGAAGAGGAAGAGGAAGAGGAAGAGGACGAGGACGCCAAAACUGGCGCCUAA
Molecule: messenger RNA, 756 nt
Organism: Beta vulgaris subsp. vulgaris (sugar beet)
Lineage: Eukaryota; Viridiplantae; Streptophyta; Magnoliopsida; Caryophyllales; Amaranthaceae
Exons: 1
Coding region: 1-756 (251 amino acids)
Source: RefSeq, a predicted model, not a curated record